This is a messenger RNA of Mytilus californianus (California mussel), 5062 nucleotides long. RefSeq lists its product as uncharacterized. Gene Ontology annotation, molecular function: protein binding. Gene Ontology annotation, cellular component: nucleus. Gene Ontology annotation, biological process: regulation of gene expression. Bases 80 to 2608 code for a protein of 842 amino acids. The transcript is spliced from 7 exons. NCBI's taxonomy places the organism in Eukaryota, Metazoa, Mollusca, Bivalvia, Mytilida, Mytilidae. The record is from RefSeq and is a predicted model, not a curated record.
UUCGAACCAAUUGCAGAUACUUCCGCCUUGUUUAUCGUUGAGCAGAUUGACAGGUAUCGAAGUAUUUUAUUUUAUUAGAAUGAAAGAUACUCAGCAAUGCAGUAAAGAAAACAAGAUGAAAGUGAAAAACGAAGAAAACCAAGCGGUCGUAGCAGAAAAAGAAAACCAAGCAGAUUCUUUUGAGAAGAAGAACAAUCUUUCUGGCAUAACCAUGACAAAGGAAGAACAUAAAGAGGGUAAGGAAGUGAAUUGUAACGGAGAUAAUCCAGUUGCUGUGAAUUGUAAGGGAGAUAAUCCAGCUGCAGUGAAUUGUAAGGGAGAUAAUCAAGUUACAGAAAGAAAGAUAUCAAAUGAAGAGUUGGAUGACCUGACCAGUAAAGUAAGUGAUAUACAGAUAGCUGACAAAAAAGAAGUUGUUGGCAGACAAAAUACUGUGGAGGAAGAUACGAAGAGACCAAGAAACCAGACCUCACUAGAUAAUGAUGAAGAGGUGAAAAAAAGGGAAGGUGCAUUAACAGCUAGAGGCCCUAAUGGGGGACGUGCAAGUUCAUGUGAUAAUACUGGCUAUAAUUAUUAUGCCACACAGCCAGAAUAUAAAUUGGGAAGUAAUAACAAUAAACGUAGUUUCAGUGACGAGACUGAACCAGCCAAAUAUUACAAACCUGUUGUUGACUACUUCCCAUCACAGUCUCAUGUCAACGUAAAGCAACUUGGUGGUGGUACCGUUACAUUGAAAACCCCACCAAUCCAACAUCAGAACGAGCCUCCAUAUACAUUUGACAGUAUUCCCGAGGGUGGAGAUUUAAUUGAUGCUCUUUUGGCAGAGCAAGGACAAAGCCAGUUGCAAAACAUAAGGGCCGAUUUCUCAACAAGUAAUAUACCAGUUAAUAUGGAACCUACAAACAUUUUCCCUCCAAAACAUGUGAAAGAAGAGAAUGUGAUUAUUGAUGAGAAUAGCAGUAGUCCAUACACUAACGGUGGUCCACCAUCUAAUCAGAGUGACAGUGGAAUUAGUGGCAUGAGUUACGGGAGUCCAUAUCAGAAUCUAAGUUCUCCCCAGUCUAAUGCUUCCCCACCACAUGUACCAGAGAUGGGAUACCCACCGGUGAUGAAUGCUCCACAAUAUUCAGAUGUAUUAGACCUCAUGGAUCCUAUAGCAGGAAGGGAAGAAGACUUCCAAGAUGUUCAAAAAAUGAUAGCUGCUGAUUUGUUAAGAGAAAAUAAACCUCCUGGCCGAGUAAGGGAACAGAUAAGACCUGAGAUACCCCACAACCAUAUGAUGGCUAAUCAGAUGAACUUAAUAAAUAUCAAACCUCAGCCACAACAUUUCCAGAUGAAUACACAACAUUGUCCAAUCAGUACACAUAACACAAUGCAGCAACAGGCAACAAUUUUUGGACAUGCACCAAUGAGUACCAAUAACAUUAUCCUGCCACCUUGUUCUCAGCCAUCUGCUGUUGUUCAGCCAAUACCAGUUAGUAAUCCCGUUAUGAUGGUACCACCUCAAGGUCCCAUCCCCAUUGGACCAGUCACACCGUUCACUCAGCCACAGAUUAUCAUCAUACAACCCGGACCUAUUCAGGCUCAGAGGAGACCAGCAUUACGGAACAUUGCACCCAAAACAGAUAAACAGACAAACAAAAAGCCAGUACAAGGACCUUUGGCAAACAAAGGACAAAAACAGCCCCCAAGACCUGAUCCCGUGCCUGUGAUGCAGGUCCGACCUACACCAUCACAGUUACCAAACAAUGCACAACAGAGACCAAUAAAUAAUCAAAAUAAUGCUCAGAAAAGAAAUUUGUUAAAUAUAGCUAGAAGAAUGGUGGCUGAGAUUCCGUCAGAGCAACUACGACAUCAGGAUGAUGAAGGAGACACGUAUCUUCAUGUAGCAGCAUGUAAAAGUGACCCUAACCUAAUACAGUCAUUAUUGGAGAGAUUGAACCGUGAACAGAUGGACUGGUUGAUAGAUUUGGAAAACAAGAAACGUAUGACACCAUUAUAUCUUGCUGUGUUGGGCAAUCAACCAGAAAUGGUGGAAAUAUUCCUAAAAAACAAUGCAGACCCAAAUGCUCUAGCACAGUCUGCAUCAUCACCUACAGAAGGAAAAUCUUUGGAAGUGAAGGCACCUAUACAUGUGGCAUCUGCUGGUGGUGAUGAAAGUUUACCUACUCUCAAAAAACUACUCAGUGUAAAAGACAUCUCACUUAACAUCUACAACUCAGAAGGCCAUACAGCAUUACACACAGCUAUUAUUGCUCAUGGCACAAAAAGACAGAAUGGAAGUUACAUUAACAGUUUAAACACUAUCGAAGCUCUGAUUAAAGCUGGUGCUGAUCCUAAUUCACAGGACAAGAAAAGUGGUAAAACCCCUUUAAUGUAUGCAAUAGAGAAAAGAGACUGUAUUCUUAUUGAAAAAAUGUUAAGACUCUUCGAUCCAAAGAAGUUACGCAAUGUCAUCAAAUCAUCAACAUUCGAUGGAAGUAAUUGUCUUAAAAUAGCGGAAGGACGUAAAUCUGAAUUCAACCCUCAAGAAUGGCAGAGAUUAUGGGACUUGUUAAACAAAGCUUGUACAGGAGAAUUACCGCGGACAGUAAUGUUAGGUUAUUGAGUGAUCUCUCAUCUCAUGGCCAUAGUCGCAAGUUGUGGCUAGGUGUAAUUAAUGAUGUCUUGUUUAACGUAAAGUUUCUAUAAGAGAUAUUGGCAGACAUUGUUGCAGGAAUCUCUCACUAAACACGUUAAUUCGGAUGUCGAACACUUAGUGCAUAUUGGAGAAUUAACAUAGAGUGAUAUUGACCUUUAAUGGAACAUCUCAUUCAUAUCAACGUUUUAAAAGUCUCCAAGUUACGAACAAUUCAGAACUUUGCCUCAUUUAUAUAACAUGUAAUUAGGAAGUGCCCAUUUAAACAACAUGUAAAAUUUUAUGAAGGAAAGGUGUCUUUUAGUACUUGUGCUUUGAUCAUGUAAGACGAUGGCAGCAGUUCUAAUUGUGAUUAGUUGACCUUGACAUUGUAAAUUGUUGUAUUAGUUAUUAAUGUUACCGUCCCUUGUUUAGUUUAUUGUUGGGUUAUUGGAUUAAAGUUGACAGUGUUAUAUUCAAAUCAAAAGACAGAGACAUACAGACAGAAAGUUAUCACAUGGUGUAUAUAUAUUGUGGAUUAAUUAUUUAAUUGUGGGGGGUGGGGGCUCUAUAUAGAAUCUACAGUCAUACAUGUGUAUAUCAAAAACAAAAUCAUAUACAAAUUAAAUAUAACAAAAUAAGAAGUUGGCAUAAUAUCUUUAAUUAUCGUUUUUAUUUGCCAAAGAUGUAAAAGACUCUGACAAGUAUAUAAGAAAUAUUGAUAUGUGGUGCUGGUUGGAAAUUUUGUUUUCCCGUAAAUCUGUUUAUUUAUCUACCAUAUCUACUAAAUGACUGUGAGAGGAACUUAGUAACAAAAACUUGACUGUACAUAAACAAAUAUUUUAAUGUUUUAAGCAUGUUUCUCAUGUACUGCAAGUAGCUAGUGCCAUUAUUUUAGAUUUUUUAUGUUUCAAAAUUAUCUUUAUGAAUAUGCUGUGAUCAUAUGAAAUUUUUUAAAGUGUUUUGUUAUUUAUUGUUAGUUGUUAUUUAUUGAAUUAUUUUAAAGUUUUCUUUAUAUUUUUUUUUAUCAGACUUAUUGUUCUAAAUUUACCUAUAUUUUUGUUUGUUUUUUGACAUUUUCAUGGGUGUUGCUUAGUGAUUAACAACUAAUAUUAAGUUUUCUUAUUUGACAAAUUUCAGAAAAAAAUACUGCCCAUAUAGAUAAAUUUCAGUGUUAGUCUGUUUUAUAUUUUAAAUUACAAAUAUUCCUGACUGAUCAUUCAACACAUGUUGAUAAAGUGUAUGAUGGCAAAUUAAAUCAUAUUGUCCAUACCAAAACAUUCCUUAAAUUUUACUUCAGGUAUCAAAAAUGUGUUUGAAAAACUUCAUGGCCAUCUUCUAUUCUUCUUGUAUGUUGUUGAAGCACUUUAGGAAAAAAAAUAAAUUUCAAGUGUCGCUUAUUUCCAAAGAAUCCCUUAGCAAGUUAGUAAUUAAUUAAAUUGCCAAUUUAUCAAUGACUUCUGCUGUCCUUUAGGAUUUGCACAUAAAAAUAUCACACUUUCAAGUCUUUAAUGGAAAAACAAGGAAUUAAUUGAAUCUGGAAUAAUUUUGAAUUCUGGAAAAUUGAUUAGAAAUGUAUGAUGAAAACUAACCCAACUAAAUGGGGUUAGCCAUGCAUGCAUGGCUAAGGUUAAUUUUACUUUCACUAUCAUUUCAGUAUGAACUAACUAACACCCCUUAGCCAUGCGCGCAUGGCUAACCCUAUUUAGUUGGGUUAGUUUUCAUCAUAAAUUUCUGAUCAAUUUUCCAGAAUUCAAAAUUAUUCCAGAUUCAAAUAAUUCGUUGUUGAAAUGUGUUUUACUUUAUAAACAUGGCUAGAUUGAUAGGAUACCUAUCACAUGUCUUCAGGAGUGGUCAGAAUCAACAAAUAGGAAAGCCAAAACAAUAUAUCCUAUCACAUGCCUUCUUCUUCAGGAGUGGUCAGAAUCAACAAAUAGGAAAGCCAAAACAAUAUAUCCUAUCACAUGCCUUCUUCUUCAGGAGUGGUCAGAAUCAACAAAUAGGAAAGCCAAAACAAUAUAUCCUAUCACAUGCCUUCUUCUUCAGGAGUGGUCAGAAUCAACAAAUAGGAAAGCCAAAACAAUAUAUCCUAACUAAAUGGACUUAAUUAGUUAUCAAAGGUACCAGGAUUAUAAUUUAAUAUGCCAGACGCGCGUAAAAUAAGAGGAAAAUUUUUUAUGAAACUUUAGUAAAUCUUACAAUUUUUUUAAAGAUGAAUACAAUAACCCACUGGGGGUAAACAGUCGACAUACAAUAACCCACUGGGGGUAAACAGUCGACAUACAAUAACCCAAUGGGGAUAACCAGUCCAGCAGUAGUUCUCACUUUGUUACAUUUUUAUGAUACAUUGUAUUUAGUUCAUGUAUAAAAUAAUUAUGUAUUAUUAAUCAUUGUUAAUGUCAUGAAUGUGUAAAAACUGAUUUAAAAUAAAAAAUACUUUUUAAA